Molecule: messenger RNA, 2725 nt
Organism: Hyposmocoma kahamanoa
Lineage: Eukaryota; Metazoa; Arthropoda; Insecta; Lepidoptera; Cosmopterigidae
Product: zinc finger and BTB domain-containing protein 17-like
Exons: 12
Coding region: 82-2382 (766 amino acids)
Biological process (GO): regulation of transcription by RNA polymerase II
Cellular component (GO): nucleus
Molecular function (GO): DNA binding; protein binding
Source: RefSeq, a predicted model, not a curated record
CGGCGUGCCCCACUCUGUUUUUUACGACACUGCUUUCUGUGUAACAUUAUUUUAUUUAAUUUUGUGAAAUGUUUCGGUGUUAUGUGUGAAAAAUCUGGAAGUCGGAAACAAGAUUUCGAGAUGCAGGGGCUGGUGAGCGACAAGACGUUCCACCUCAAGUGGAACAACCACCUGCAGAACCUGAGCCAGCUGUUCACGACCAUCUACUCGUCGUCAGCACUAGCCGAUGUGACGCUCUCCUGCCGCGACGGGACCCUCAAGGCGCACAAACUGGUGCUCUCAGCAUGCAGUCCGUAUUUCGAACAGAUAUUCAAAGACAACCCAUGUCAGCAUCCUGUGGUGAUCUUGAAGGGGAUUCCGUUUUCGGAGAUCAACCUCCUUGUCGAAUUCAUGUACAAAGGUUCUGUAGAUGUGCAAGAAUUAGAUCUCCAAUCUCUAAUGCAUACAGCAUCAGAACUUGAAAUCCGAGGACUAGCAUAUGAGGCUCGGGAUAAUGCAGCACAGAUGUUGAAUGUCAAUCUGGAGUUCCCGUCAUACUCGCAAUCUUCGGUUGCAUCAGCUGCAUCUACAGUGUCCGCUGCAUCUGCUGCAGCUGUAGCAGCUACACAGGGGUACCCCCAAGCACGUACAAGCACGGAUUUGGAAAGAUUGAAACAAAUCCACAUGUACCAACAAUCAAUGAUGCGCGCUGAAGACGUUCGACGGCGGCGUCGUGACGAUAAUACCACACACACAGCUGUCAAUAACAUCUUGGCAGCCGCAGCUAGAGAAAUGGAGGAAGCGCGCCAUGCAGCCUCACGACCGGAUAAAAUCGUCACUAGUAUACAAACGGAGCAAGACCAGGCAGCGGCAGCAGCUGUAGCGGCAGCCGCGGUAGCAGAAAUGAAACGCGAACACGAAGAAGAAAGGCCAAAGAAACGCGUGUCCAUUCUCACACCCGAAGAUGACAAACUGCGCGCUAAAAAGAAGAUGACCGUGCGCUUCCAAGACGACGUAAAGACUGAUGAGCGCCAUGAACGCUACGAACGUCAUGAACGGAGUGAACGACCUAACAAAUCUUCUUCGCCUGGUGCAGCAUCCAAUGAAUUCAAGGUAGAGAGCGACAGACAUGGCGGCAUCAAAGUUGUACAGCUCUCCAUGUUGCAGAAGCCAACCAACAAUGACAACGACGACUCCGACGAGAAACCAAACAAAAGCAACAUAGAUGACGACGAAGAAACAGACUCGAGUGGCUCCAUCUCUGACUCAGCUGCCAAUGACUCGCACGAAGGACGUCCACACGUCUGCGAUGUUUGUGAUCUCAGGUUCCAACGCUCAUCUCACCUGAGUCGGCACCGCUUAACACACACCGGCGAAAGGCCCUUUACCUGCGGCGGCUGCGGACGAUCCUUCGCCCGAUCUGACAAGCUGCGAGUGCAUACCAAGAUCUGCGAAAAAGAAGACCCAACAGUGGAUAUGAAUGAAACCUCCACGAAGCGCGAGAACAACUCAGAGGUAAUGUCUGGCAUGGUGCGUACAACACACCGCGAAUCCGGUCACCUCGUAUUCACGCCCAGUGGUGACGUGAUGCUGCCGCCAAGAAACCCUGUUGUGUUAAACUCUACUCUUGAGCCUGUAAGGAAUGAGAUAAAUCAAGGAGACCUGGUAGAGCCACCUAGAAGAGGCCGUGGGAGACCGAGGAAGACUCCAUUGCCUAUGACUCCGAAGAUCAAGAAGAAGAGGGGACGCCCGCCGAAGACUUCCUUGGACAUGGAAGGCUGCGUGCUUACGAGCGGCGCCGUGUCGGGCGCCGGCGCACAGCUGCAGCUGGCGCCCUCGGGCCACCAGCUGCUGCUCAAGCGCAAGCGCGGCCGCCCGCCCAAGAACUACCACCUGCCGCGGACUGGUUUGGAUAUCGCGAUGGACCCGUUUCUAGCCGCGGAAUUUGGCAAGUUGUACGGACGCCCCAACGAAAACUACAACGCAACAAAUCUACCAUUUGGCGACUUUUCCUACCUAACAGAAAUGAUGUACAAUCCUCUCGCAUUCAACUAUGGAGUGACAAGCGUAGACCCCGAUCGCAACGUUGACGCCGACCAAUCAAUGACUACGGAAACUUCACACGAAAGAACUAUCGACGUAUCAGACUCCUCUUCCGACGACGACGAUUCCCGAGUGGAACCCGAAGAGAACGUACCACCAGUUGCCAUGGAAACUCAAAUAAUGACCGUUGGAGAUUGCCAGAUUGUCAAACUACCCCCGAAUAACGAAGAAAAGGAAGAUCGUAUUGAACACGUACAGGAGAACUUGCAAAUCGUAACUUCAACACCAAGCUCUGUCACAAUAACGCCUAUAACUACAGUUGGCGACUGUACUAUAAGACCGGUCGAAAAUAACACAUAAAGGCGGAGGUAUAUGUCUACCCCAUGGACAGUGACUAUAUUUCCUGUUCGUAAGUAAAAUGAUGAUCGGUAAACCUUCUUUAAAGAAAGAUGGUAAUAAAAAUGAUAAGAUGGGAGGGGUUCCAGUAUUUUAACUGUGGAACCCUAAACUAUGUAAAGUUACAUAGAAUUUUUGAAAGUUUUAGAAUCGGUUUGGAUGGGGUAGGCAUAAUAAUUAUUGUGGUAGCAUUUUAUCGAUAUUCUGUCACGCUUUUAUAAGUGUUAUAUGUCUUCCUAUAAGUGACAAUUUCCUAUGAAUCUUAUGCCUAACUAACAUAGACUGUUACAAUCUUAGUAAGCUUCAU